AGUCAUUACUCCAACCCAGUACUGUUUCCAGUAGCUCCUAAUUCGAUGCCCAUGUAUGGUUUUGCCCACAAUCAGGUUUUCCCGCAGCCCCCUGUAUCUACCAGUGGUCCGCCAGUGCAACCUGUUCAAAACCCGACUCUUGGCAAGAAAAAUUCUUCGCAACAACCAAAUACAGUACCUGGACACUUGAGCGCCGCAGACGCAGGUCUGAAUACUGUUCCUUCAAUCAAUAUUGUUCCUCCAACACCUGUCUUGGGUUCUGUUGUCUUGCCUAGCCAACAAACUGCGAAGUCUACCUCUCCCUCUGAAUACCAACUUGCUGGCAAAAAAAAUCCCUUGUUAAGUCCAAAUACCACUCCCGAAUCAUGGGAUGGCUGGUUGGAUGGUAAUCUUGAGGCCGAUUUUACCUGGGAAGAGCUCGCUCAGACUGGGGAUCUUCGGGUACACUGGGCAAGAAAGGAUUAUGGAAGUCGAGCUGGUGUAGGCAACGCAUUUGCUGAGCAUUGGUCCGCAGGGAAGAAGAAUACCCGCUCGUGUUUAGGAGUCAUUUCUUGCACCAAUGAGCAGUGUUUGACCAUCAUCCGUCCUCACAGUCUUAUUGAUAUUAACCCUGAUACUACGCCAUCUCAGCUUUUGGUUGGUCGCCGUACAUUGCAUGGUAAACGGAAGUCUGCAUCAGAUAUUAGCCCAGUGUACAACAACCGUGACCGUAUUGCAAAGGAUCGCCAAAAAGUCAUCAACGGAGCAAAAUACUCAGGCGGAGAUAGUUUUGUUUCUGGCUUCCGUGACUUCCAUCGAGACUUUCCAGGAUUCAUAGUUCACACCAUCUUUGGCGAAAUUAAUAUGAUCUGCCUUCAAAGUGAAUUUAUGCGAAGUCGACUUGGGGGCAUGUUCAAACAUCACCCAGAACCAGUCAAUGGUAUUGUUUCCGACGCAGCUCAUGGAUUCUGGCGGGAACGGAACUCUCUUCUCAUCACAAGCUCAAUAUAUGAAGCGGAGCUGCACUGUUGGGUACCAGGAUUGUUCAGUUAUAGUGAUGGUGCUAGUGCAGAGCAUUAU
Messenger RNA from Lentinula edodes (shiitake mushroom), 1059 nucleotides. RefSeq lists its product as uncharacterized. The transcript has 3 exons. The annotation marks the transcript as partial. The record is from RefSeq and is a predicted model, not a curated record. NCBI's taxonomy places the organism in Eukaryota, Fungi, Basidiomycota, Agaricomycetes, Agaricales, Omphalotaceae.